AACACCAGAUACAGAAGGAGAGGAGAAUAUAAUUUUUUCUCAAUGUUAAUUCACUGACUACAGCUGUCAUCUAACCCUGCUUGGAGAACCUUCUAUUGCCAGGUGGAUUUCUGUUUUAAAAAGAGGAAUUUGUAUUUACACAUACGUUGGUGGUGAUCUGGGACUUAUUUAUUUAUUUCUUGGAAGAGGAUACCCCCGCUGUUUGCUCUCUGAUAUGACAGGGAAGAUAGUAGAGAAGAUCCCGGUGACGAUGAACGGCUUGUUAAACCAUCUGCAGGAUAAUAUCUACCCCGAGGAUGAUAUUUCCUCGGCCGUGCCCACCUCCAUGAACAUUUUUAGCUCGGAAUCAAACAACGCCUACAAUCAGAUGGCUGGGGAUGCUCUUCUGGACGUUACCAUGGACAAAGGUAGUCAGGACAUGUCCUACGCUCCCACUUUCCAGAGCUCCGGUCGCAAUCAGACUCUCACAUACCUGGGUAAAUUUGCCUUCGACUCCCCACCCGGGCCACUUGGAGGUUCGAACUGGUGCUCAGAAAACAUCAUCAACUUGGCGGGCCUGUUCGGGGUCUCUCAUUCGCCCUCGACCAGCACCCAGACAUCGACUGCCUGCACAAUGGUGCAGAACCAAGGCGAGAUAGAUCAACUUUAUCAGGGACCAACGCCUUAUCCACAAUGCAGUGAAAUGUACCAGGAGCAGGUCUAUCACACUCCCCCGACAACCACCACCAACCUCUACUCCAACCAGGAUUAUCACUCCAAACCUGCUCAGGACAAUAAUAUAUUCCCAGUCAUUCCGGAUUACAACCUGUUUCACCACCAGAAUGACCUGGCUUCCAUUACGGAACACAAACAUUACCCAUCUUCAGUGGAUCCCAUUAGGAUCCCUCCUCCUCUCACUCCACUCACCACUAUCAAAGCCUACACGGAUUCUAAGCAGAUGCCCGCCAGCUUCAGUUCUCACCCGCAGCCCUUGACCCUGAAGCCCAUUCGGCCGAGGAAGUACCCCAACCGACCCAGCAAGACUCCCGUCCACGAGAGACCCCACGCCUGCCCAGCCGAGGGUUGUGACCGACGCUUCUCCAGAUCGGACGAGCUGACCAGACACCUGCGGAUCCACACGGGCCACAAGCCCUUUCAGUGUCGCAUCUGUAUGAGGAGCUUCAGCCGCAGCGACCACCUCACCACCCACAUCAGGACCCACACAGGGGAGAAGCCCUUCUCGUGUGACUUCUGUGGGCGCAAGUUUGCCCGGAGUGACGAACGCAAGAGGCACGCCAAGAUCCACCUCAAACAGAAGGAUAAAAAAAUGGACAAGAAUCCCACGGCUCCCAACCCGGCAGCAACAGCCGGUGUUCCGGUGACAACCUGUGCUUAGACUAGCGUCUCUCAAUGCGUAAAAACGCAAAAGGUUGAAUUGUACUCACGUUGCUGCAAGCGGCGUCCAUUGCCACGCCACGCCAGUGCAUUGGACUUUUGCACGUUUUACUACGGGGCCAAUUUUCCUGGUGGCGCAAUGUGACUUGCACCCAACGCGCCUGCUGGUGCACAACUCGAGAUGCGAACCGGUGCAUCUUUUCUGGAAGUUCCAGUGAGCUCUGGCGGAUCCGCUCUGCGCAUAUUUUGAUGAGUAUACAUUCCAGUCCAUCCGCCAAUGUUUUAGCGUAUUUUCGGCGCAGCUCCGGAACGCCCGAAAGCAGGACGGCGGAAUUUGUGAAGCAACAAUCAGGAACAAUAUUGUCGAAGAUUAAGUUAAUGUCAGACCUUUAACGCGGUUAAAGGUCUCUUGGUCUCUUCCGACGUGUUAUUUGAAGAAUAUGACUACUAUUGGACAACACUGACCCUACAUCAUAAAAAAACACAGUUGACUUUUAUUGAGCACAUUUUUGAUUAUAAAUUGAACUCAUGUCCUUAUUGUGUGGACACUGACGUCUGUUUAUAAAUCGUUGUGAUAGACUAAUACAAUUCAGCAUUGCAUUCAGUGGGAUCACUUACUUCACUCAGAUACUUUUUAAAUAAACAAACAAAAAAUCCUUGGUGUUUACUAGCCGGACAGCCUUCCCGGUGAACUUGUAACGAUAACUGCAAAGUAAUCACACAAUAUAAAUAUUCCGAAGAAUAAGUCAAGACGCACCUUUGUUUCUUCAAUGGCCGUCCACUGCCGUGUAAUGACCCGCCGCCAGACAGCCUGUGUUGUGUUCUGCAGUUUGCUGCAAUUAAUGAAUUGCCGCUAUCAUGUUUGACUUUGUGUAUACAGCAUUCACAACGUGUAUACUUUGUGCGUGCACCUCAGUUGUAGAUGACCAACAGGAUUACUGAGAUUGGCUCUGGGGAGGAAUUUUCAUGAGAGCGCAAGAGCCAUUGAUAAACACCUCACCAUGUGUACAAUCGGAACUUUUGUUGUAUUGGUCCUCUCCUCCGCCUUCUUUGUCAUUUUAUUACAAAAAAGGGAGCACUUUUGCACCCAGUCAUUAAAUUCAAAGCAUGUUACUGCACGAUGGCAUUUUUCCAUGGGAACCAUGCACAAAGCAAAUGGUUCCCUUUUGCUCUUUACAGUUUUAAAUGUCUGCAUGUGGGGGAAAAAGUUGUCAGACAAGGGAUCAAAGUGGUUUGAUAUAACAGUUAAGAAGACACCUGUGAGAAAUGUUUUUUUCCUGGAAAAUUUUUGCAUAAAGUACAGUAUUUUGAACAGAGAUGUAUUAUAUUUUGUGGCUUUAUUUUUAAGAUUUUAUUGUAUCUUAUAAUAAGGUACAGGCUUGGUUUUGUGAAGAGAUGGUGAUUACUCACCAAUGUUCUCAUUGGCUUAUUGUCUAUUGUAAUGCAAAUACUGUAGUUUAAAGUAUAGGCAUUUGAGAGAUAGCUGAUGUAUUGUUGUACCAUUUGCACUGUGCGCAAAUGUUGAGAUAUAAAUAUAUUGUGUUUGCUG
Messenger RNA from Hypanus sabinus (Atlantic stingray), 2923 nucleotides. RefSeq names its product early growth response 3 (gene egr3). The record is from RefSeq and is a predicted model, not a curated record. NCBI's taxonomy places the organism in Eukaryota, Metazoa, Chordata, Chondrichthyes, Myliobatiformes, Dasyatidae. Gene Ontology annotation, molecular function: RNA polymerase II cis-regulatory region sequence-specific DNA binding; DNA-binding transcription factor activity, RNA polymerase II-specific. Gene Ontology annotation, biological process: regulation of transcription by RNA polymerase II. The coding region runs from base 215 to 1375 and encodes 386 amino acids. The transcript has 2 exons.